Tripterygium wilfordii is the source of this 535-nucleotide messenger RNA. RefSeq lists its product as uncharacterized. NCBI's taxonomy places the organism in Eukaryota, Viridiplantae, Streptophyta, Magnoliopsida, Celastrales, Celastraceae. The record is from RefSeq and is a predicted model, not a curated record. Bases 58 to 429 code for a protein of 123 amino acids. The transcript has a single exon.
UGUUAUAAGAGAGACUUUUAUACUCUCAAACAAUGAUCUUCCUUUCAUUGAACUUCCAUGGCUGCUCUCUCAAUAGGAAAUCUUGUUCACAGUACCUGUGGUAUUCAUCAAGAGCUGAAAAAGUAUAACUGUUACUGCCCAAGAACUGUGUCAUGCCAAAUCAAAGAAUCAGCAGCUGAUCAUACACCAGUUCCAGUUGCAGAGACAACCCAGAAGAAGAAGAGGAAAUUGUCAGAACUGUUUGGGAGUGGCUUAGACAAGAUUGGGAAAGGAUUGAAGGAUUACAAGACUCCACAGAAGAAAGGAGGAGACUGGAAGGACUUGGUGUUGAUGAGCUUAUCAUUUGCUGUUUAUGUUUACAUCUCUCAAAAGAUUGUUUGUGCUUAUUGUGCUUGGAUCUCCAUGCUCAACCUCAACCAAUCAUGGUAGAUACAUAUAUAUGCAUGGUAUUAUCAUCAUCACCAUUUCUAUGUGAUAUAUAUUUUGUGAAUUAUAGUCUAUAUAUAUAUAUAUAUAUGAAGGAAUCAAGUUUUUA